This is a messenger RNA of Paramecium sonneborni, 442 nucleotides long. Lineage: Eukaryota; Ciliophora; Oligohymenophorea; Peniculida; Parameciidae. The record is from the annotation of a GenBank genome assembly.
UCAUUAUUUAGAUUUUAUGUCGUCUAUGGACUCAAAAUAAAAGGCAGCGGUUCCAACUUAUUAACUUAAUGUAAAUAAUUCAAAUUAGCCAUAGGUUGAAAUCAAUUCAAAUUAGUUACCUGAAAAUGAACCUUAGUCAAAUUAGUUACCUGAAAAUGAACCUUGGUCAAAUUAGUUACCUGAAAAUGAACCUUAGUCAAAUUAGUUACCUGAAAAUGAACCUUAGUCAAAUAAGUCAUCUCAUAAUGAACCUUAGUCACUUAAUAAGAAGAGUUAAAUUGAUGAAAAUGAUGCAGCCAUGUAUGUAUAAUGACUUAAUGCUGCACUAGGAAUGCUAAAUUUGAUUUUAAUCAAGGGAUGCUUGAUAACCAAGAUAUUCCAUUAUUAAGUGAACUAAAUUAUUAUGAGAAUAUCUUAAUAAUACAGGAUUGUGAUUGAAUAC